UGUGGUGCUUAUUUGAUGUCUGACAUGGCUCACAUUUCUGGACUCGUUGCUGCUGGUGUUAUUCCUUCCCCAUUCGAGUACUCAGACAUUGUCACCACUACCACACAUAAAUCACUUCGAGGGCCACGUGGAGCGUUGAUCUUUUAUAGAAAAGGUGUCCGAUCCACGAACGCUAAGGGUGAGAAGAUUAUGUACGAUCUUGGAGAGAAGAUUUCUACGGCUGUCUUCCCAGGAUUGCAAGGAGGACCACACAAUCAUACCAUUGCUGGUAAGUCUAACCUUUAA
Molecule: messenger RNA, 285 nt
Organism: Cylicostephanus goldi
Lineage: Eukaryota; Metazoa; Nematoda; Chromadorea; Rhabditida; Strongylidae
Source: the annotation of a GenBank genome assembly